Eremomyces bilateralis CBS 781.70 is the source of this 1150-nucleotide messenger RNA. RefSeq lists its product as uncharacterized. The record is from RefSeq and is a predicted model, not a curated record. The coding region runs from base 432 to 1004 and encodes 190 amino acids. The transcript has 3 exons. NCBI's taxonomy places the organism in Eukaryota, Fungi, Ascomycota, Dothideomycetes, Eremomycetales, Eremomycetaceae.
CGGUUCUAUUGUUACGAUUGUGUACAGACAUAGAUGUUGUCCAGGUGAUGGAUGUCCACUGCUUGUGGAGACCAUCUGCCAUGGUCUGGUACAACUUACGGAGUACUGCCCGGGAAGAGGAGAGCUCCGUCGAGCCGUCCACUACCAGCGCUUUCGGAGGGAUAUCGUUCGUUAGUUCCGCGGUAACAUGUGCGCAUGGCCUCCCUUUUUAUGGCCCUUCCUUUGUAGCCCUUAUGCAGUGGGUGUCUGGAGUCUGGCCUGGCCUGGUCAUGCCCGCUGUCCGCAUCAACCUUGUUUCGAAGCUGAUAUACUUAACCAUUCGCACGCCCUCUGUAUCUCUUACUGUCCUACAUUGACUCGGUACCUCUGCAUACCUUUAUUAUAUAACUCCCAUUUACAUAUAGAAGUGCCGUUUCCGAAUUUCCAAUACAAUGGCGGCCCCUGAAUCUAUCAACAUCAAGGAUAUUACUGGAAAAUGGUCGCUGAACAAAACUAUCAGUGAUGACAUUGAUCCCGUGCUCGCCCUGCAAGGCAUCGGCUGGUUGACUCGCAAAGCUAUCGGUCUUGCCGGCCUCACUCUCCACGUCAAGCACUACAAGGACGACGAUGCCACGGAGCACAUCGACAUCGAGCAGAUUGCAAGUGGGGGGAUCAAGGGCACCACUGAGCUCCGCACUCUCAACGGUGAAUGGCACGACCAUAAGGACCACAUCUUCGGCUUUGUCAAAGGCACCAGCACGUGGGUCCAGCUCUCCGAGCUCGACGACAACGACGAAGAUGAGGCUUUCCUCAAGGAUGGGUGGGAUAAGGGAACGCAGGAGAUUGGCCUGGUCAAGAACCACGUGGAAAGCCAAGGUAAUGGCUGGGUUGGCCGUCAAACAUGGGGUUUUGCGGACAUCGACAUUGAUGGAAAGAUCGAGAGGCGCCAUACGCGCAGGGUGGUGGUGACCAAAGGCAGUGAGGCCAAGAGGAUCCGAAUGGUAUAUGACUUUAUUUCGCAGUAGGUGACUGGACACAUAACGAAGAGAUAAGAGCUGGUGCGUAGCGGACAAAUAUUGAGACCACUCGCGGAGCUGUCUUGGAACGUGGUAGAAACUAGAAAGCUUCCUCCAGAAUCCCAUGUUUUGAAUGACCAGAUCGUCGGACUUGG